This is a messenger RNA of Larimichthys crocea (large yellow croaker), 1130 nucleotides long. RefSeq lists its product as uncharacterized. NCBI's taxonomy places the organism in Eukaryota, Metazoa, Chordata, Actinopteri, Sciaenidae. The coding region runs from base 48 to 1130 and encodes 360 amino acids. The transcript has 4 exons. The record is from RefSeq and is a predicted model, not a curated record.
UGGCAAAACCCCCAUGCAGUGCCGUCGUAGACAAGGUGGACACAACAAUGUCAGAUGUGGAGGUGUUUUCCGUGGUAACACCUACCAGUGCAGUUUCUACGCCUGCGGUGGAUGAGGACGAGGCCACACUCCAUGCUGUGGACCUGACGUCAGAGCCGGUGGCGGUGACAGUCCAUGUGGGAGAUCAGCUACAGCCACCACAUCCUGCCACACCAGGAUCCAUAGAGCUUCAGCCAGCACAGCCUGCCACAUCCAUAGAGCUACAGGCAGCACAUCCUGCCACACCAGGAUCCAUAGAGCUUCAGCCAGCACAGCCUGCCAUAUCCAUAGAGCUACAGGCAGCACAUCCUGCCACACCAGGAUCUAUAAAACUGAGACAAGGUCCAGGAGGGAAUAAGGUUGGUGACAAAAGUGAAGUGUCAAUAAACGAUGUGCAGUGUUUGACAGUGAGAAUAGAGAAAAGUGUCAGAGGGUCAUUCCAUCAGGGGAGUCGUCUGUUAAAGAACCCUGGUGUUCAGUGCAUGGCUGUAUCGUUAGUCAGCUUAGCAAAACACAGUGUUCGUAGUGUUUUUCAGUGGGAGAUGAAACAUUUGGACAGUGUUUUGCGUUUAGGUGAUGAUUUGUAUUCAUAUUUGCACACUAAUAACAUGAUCCGUGGCUCUGACUUGUUGUGUGUCGGUGAUUUGCCUCGGCGGUCAGUCAUUGAUGGACAGACCUUUGCUUUUAAAUCUGGUAGUUGGGUAAUAGGGAAAGUUGGCUUGGAUCAGGGAGAGCUUAUUGAUAGAGGUGUACUGGUGUCAAUGACAGGAGGGCUGAAAUCCAUGCUUGCCGAAUACGGCACGUGUUUUCUGACAAUAGCAGGCAGCACAUGUGCUGUUAUUUGUGAGCAUGGUCGCUAUGCAGUAGUUGAUUCACAUGCACGUAAUGCAUGUGGAAUGGUCGAUGCAAAUGGGAAAAGUGUUGUUGUACAUUUGCCAACACUUGAAGAUGUUUGCAGCUAUGCACGUCAGUUGUCUGUUUCACUUGGUGCUGAACAUAAAUUAUUUGAGAUUAGUGCUGUUUCUGUGACAAUUCCUGUCGCAGAUGAUCCCAGUUCACAGUGUUUGGUCUGCAGUCGCGUGGUGUGCUGA